ACUCUGCUCUCGAUUCUGUCUGGCUGGUCAAGCGGCUGGCUCAAAGGCUCAAGGGGGAGCCCUGAAUGCUUAACAUAUAUUAGUUAAUCCCCAUCAACGGGAGGGUCGAUCAAUGGUUGAUUGAUGGAUGGGGCGGACUAUCUUUUUUAAUUUGGCCCACUUUCGCUCUCGUCCAGUUAUACCAGGGCUCACCCGCUACUACGGAGUAGAUAUUCAGCUGUCUUACAGCAUCUUGAUUUUAAUUACGAUUUUUUUUUGUUCUAUCCGGGCUCUCGGGACCCAGUGCUUCGGAACUGGAUCAGCCCCCUUUCGUGUCUUUCUUUUCGCAACGCGCCACUGUUGCCGCUAUCCUUCCUUCCUAGCUGAAGAGUAUUACAGGCAUCCAAGUCCAGUCCGUCUUGAUUUCCCUCGUGAGUUGUCGACCGUGGCAAAAUCAUAACGACAAUAGCGUAAUCCUAGAACCUGCUGCUGCGGGUAGUGCUAU
Molecule: messenger RNA, 484 nt
Organism: Aspergillus steynii IBT 23096
Lineage: Eukaryota; Fungi; Ascomycota; Eurotiomycetes; Eurotiales; Aspergillaceae
Exons: 1
Coding region: 128-439 (103 amino acids)
Source: RefSeq, a predicted model, not a curated record